Messenger RNA from Aspergillus saccharolyticus JOP 1030-1, 1314 nucleotides. RefSeq lists its product as uncharacterized. NCBI's taxonomy places the organism in Eukaryota, Fungi, Ascomycota, Eurotiomycetes, Eurotiales, Aspergillaceae. Gene Ontology annotation, molecular function: FMN binding. The record is from RefSeq and is a predicted model, not a curated record. Bases 165 to 968 code for a protein of 267 amino acids. The transcript has 2 exons.
CUAUACACAUCUACGAAACCACCGUGGCUACACUCCCAGCAGCUAUCCGCCUCAAACACCUAACUCGCCUCCUCCCCUCCGCCCUCAAUCCCACCCUCUCCCCUCAAUCCAGAACCCACCAGACCAAACCCCACACAACGACCACCACCACUACAACCCCCAAAAUGCCCCCCUCAACUACAACUAAAGCAACAACAGCACCCCCCUGGUCCCCCCUUUUCAAAUCCCACCUCACCUCCCCAUCCAACAAAUCCAAAUCCUUCACUCUCGCCACCGUCACCACCACCAAAGACGGCACCCCCGUGCCCCGCUCCCGCACCUGCGAGCUCCGCGGCUUCUUCCCGGAGGUUUUCAGUCUGCACCGCAGCGCCGCCGACGCGCUGGAAGCGCAGGGCAUCGGCCGGAACCCCGACGGGCGAUUUGAGAGCGAUAUGCCGGUGUUCACGACGGACGUCCGGAUGAGCAAGUUGGGGGAGUUGGGGGUUAGUGGGGGUGUGGUGGAGGGUGUAUUUUGGUUGGAGGGGGUGGGGGUGCAGUGGCGGGUGCGGGGGAGGAGUUUUGUUUUUGGUGGGGGGGAUAAUGGUGAUGAGGAUGAGGAGGGGGGCAGGGGGGAGGUUUGGAGCGGGGUGAGGGUCAAAGAUCAGACGGAUCAGAAGGAGAAUGACUGGGACUGGGAGAGGAUGGUGACGACGUAUUUUGCGAGUCAUUCGCCUGUGAUGCGCGGAUCUUUCCGGAAUCCCCCGCCUGGACAACCCAGAUCUGUCAACCCAGAUGAUCUCAAGAUCGGCGACAAGGUGGAAGACCUCAAGGAUCCUAUCGCCAGAAAGAACUUCCGAGUGGUGGUUAUCCGACCCGACGAGGUGGAGAUGUUGGAUCUCUCCACGGCGCCAGAUGCGGUGCGCAAGCGGUGGACCGUGGUGAGGGAUGGACAGGAGGAAAAAUGGGAGGAGAUGGAGUUGUGGCCUUGAGUCUCGCCGUAUCGAUUAUCGGGGGAAGAACGGAUGUUCGAUACCAAGGUGUUUGAUGAUUAAUCCUUUGUUAGACAACGAGUACAGGGCGAGUGAAAAAGUCAAAGGCCGUUUGUUCAUGCAUAAAGGUCGUGCUGGAAGUCUUGUUGCUCAUUGUGUGCACACAAAGACUAGUCCUUGUGCCGGAUGUAGUCUCUGGAUAUAGAUGUUUGUGCCUUCAGGUGUUCUCGAUAUAGAUCGUGGUCGUUGUGUGGGGUCAUGCUGGAAUCAUUGUUGUAUUCUAAUGCUAUUCUGAUGCUCCUGGACUUUUGUAGCUUCGGCUCUGACAUAUUUAAUAUGGCGGUUG